Penaeus indicus is the source of this 4368-nucleotide messenger RNA. It is a transcript of the gene centrocortin, whose product is annotated as paramyosin-like. Bases 1 to 2526 code for a protein of 841 amino acids. The record is from RefSeq and is a predicted model, not a curated record. NCBI's taxonomy places the organism in Eukaryota, Metazoa, Arthropoda, Malacostraca, Decapoda, Penaeidae. The transcript is spliced from 8 exons.
AUGACGACCGACGGCGCCAGCGACGUUCCCAAACAAGCAAAGGCUCGCCACUCGCCCACUCGCCAGUUACCCAUCUUUGCAGAUCUGCAACUUGCAGCCGAACUUGGCAAGACGCUCCUGGAGAGAAACCGGGAACUGGAAUCGAAUAUUAAGCAACAAAAUGCCGUCAUUGAGGAUCAGCUGCAGGAGAUUGAGUACCUGAGCAAGCAGACGGCGGCGCUGCGGGAAGUCAACGACUCCCGACUCAGGAUCUACGAGCAGCUGGAAAUCUCGAUCCAGGAACUCGAGAAGAACAACCAGAGGCUCUCGGCGGAAAGCGCGGCCGACAAGAAGAAGAUCAAGAACCUCUGCAGCACCCUCGAGUCCCUUGAGGCCCGUUGCGAUGAGCUGCAGAAGAGCCUGGAGGAGGCGCGGUCGGGGGCGCAGCAGCAGCAGCGAGGGAGGAACAAACGCAGGUCCAUCAUCCUCGACGAACAGAACUUGCGCCGUUCUCACUCGUGCGAGAAUACGCCACAGAACUCGGAGGAACGAACGGCCGAGGAGCUGGAAGCGAAGGCGAAGAUCGAGGAGCUUCAGGACAAGAUGAAGCUCCUGCAGAAGGAGAAGGAGGGGGAGAUCCGCAAGAAGGAGGAGCUGGAAAUACAGCUGGCAUGCAUGUCACAGGAAAAUGCCGUCCUCAACGACCAGCUGAUGAUCCUGCGGGAGAAGGAGGUGAACCUGCGCUCCUUCGACGAGGAGUUGGCCUCCCUGGACGACGCCUCCUCGGGGAGGCUCUGCCGCAAGUGUCUGGGAAACGUGGACGAGACGGCGAGCAACCCGACCAUCUACGACCUCCAAGACAGCAUCGAAGACACCGACGUUUCCAUCGAGAGCAUCCACGGCGAAUGCGCUCUCGUCCGACUCAAGAACGGAGGCUACGCGUGGGGCAGCCAGGAGUCGCUGGCAUCAAUUGGUCAGGUGAUGAGCCACAUGGGGUCUGAGGGCACCUCGCCGGGCACCGAGGCCAGCGACGCCCCGCACAACUCUCUCCUGUCGGAGCUGGACACCUCGUACCGCAUCCUCAUCGAGAAGUACGAGGCUCUUCUGGAGGCGCGGGAACAGCAGCAACAGCAACAGCAACAACAGCAGCAGCAGCAGCAGCAGAUGGCCCAGAACAGCGUGAGCCAAGACGAGGGCUUGGUGCACCCCGGCGUCGACGACAUGUCCGGCCCCAUGAGCCUGGUGAUGACGGACUCCCUGCACGACACCAGCGGCCUCACCCUCAAGUGCCAGCGGUGCCACACCUGCACGUGCGACAUGAAGCCCAGCGUGGCGCGGCCCAAAAGCAACAUGGAGGAGUUUUCGGAGGUGGAGACCUCGUCGUCGGGCUUCUCCGACGGGGAGAGUCGCCUGAGCACCAAGGCGACGCAGACCGGCGAGGAGGUGCUCACCCACAAGGAGAUCCUGGAGGACUUGACGCCCACGAUUGCCAGCAGAUGCUUAGACUUGAGCUCACCCGUGAAUCCUUGUGACAAGCGGUUCCAGACGGCUCCUGAGUACAAGAAACUCUUCCAGGAGAUCUUCACCGUGCUGAAGCAGACCGUGGAUGAGAAGGACGCCAAGAGCCAGCCCGGGAAACCAGCGAAGGCGCAGCAGCUCGUAGAAGCGGACAAGAAUGCACACAACAGCAAGACCUCGGGCGUGAAAUCUGAAGACAACGAGUCCAUCACGGAAACCAGCACGACCAUUGAGGUGACUGAGGUUACGGAAGUCAAAACAGUCAAAACCAUUGUCAAUUCAGAGAUACAAAACGUCGCCAACGAAAGGAAGGCCGAAGUCGCGAGGGAGACGCCAUCCGCCGACCACGAGGAAAAGCAGAAGCCCAGCAAAGAGGCGGCGAGGGGGAGGGACGAGAGGAGGCCAGAGAUCCUGGACGACCAGCACGUGCCCGAGGAGCAGCGCGUCACCCACAAGCCUCCUCGGCCCGACUCCCUCGACCUGGGGGGCGGGUCCCGGCCGACCAGCAGACAGAAGCGCCGCAGCCGCUACCGCAACCGCCUCGACUCGUACCAGCAGCACCAGCAGUACAUGGGCCAGUACCAGUACUCGCACGGAAGCUCGGGCAACGAAUCUCACCAGUCAGGCCACCGCCACCACAAGCGGGAGCGCGACCACAGCCAGAACCACCACCACAGGAACCAAGACGACUUCCCGACGCUUCGCACGGACAACGAGAACGAGCACAGCAAGACGCGCAUCAUCUACAACUCGUCCCGCAGCCGCUGCGAGCACCACCGGCCCAGGAAGCACCGCGGCCGCAGCAGCAACCGACAGCGCCACGGCCAGCACCACCUGAGCGCCGGCCAGGACCAGCAGCCGGGCUCCAACCAGGCGAACAGCGAAUCCGAGCCCAGAGGAAGGGCGGCGCCUCCCAAGAUCAACUACCCGUCCGUCGAGGUCGCCAAACUUCGGAAGUUGGAAAUGUCUUACGCCGAAGUCCUCAAGACUUCCUUCAACAGAUCCCACUACAACCACCGGCGGUACUGAGGACGUAGCCUGGGUCUCGCCGAGGAUUUUGUGUGAAUAGUUUGUUGUAUAUCUGAAUUACUCGUUUGUAAUCAAAUAUUCUUUUAUCGUAUGUAGUAUAUGCAGACAGAGGAGUAAGUGUGGCAUAUUAUUUGCCCAGUUUUAUUUACGUUCCUUUGUCAGAAUUGAUUCAUAUUAUUUUUGUAAAUAUAAAAAAGUGUAUAUACAUGGGUACACUGAAGUCAAUGUAUUAUAUUUGUUUGGGUUUGUAUUUAUUUGUUUUAUUAGUGUGCCAAGUAGAGUUUAGUAGCUUCUAGUGUAUUUUUUGUAUUUCUGUUCAUACCUGCGUUCAAGAUGCCACACUCUGUUCCUCCCAGUGAAGGUCUGUUCGUCGGAAUUCCAGUUUGGUCUUGCUGGUUGUGCGGUUCUUGCUGUUCUCGUCUUGGUUGAUGUGAAAAAGUGAUCGAUAAAAUGACGUAAAAGAAGUGAUAAAUUUUGCCUCCUUUAAUCAUCCUAAAUCCUGUGCCAAAUAGAUGGCGACGUUUUUUUUUGUUUUUUUUUAUUGCCCGGUAGGAUUUUACAUCAAAUAAUGGAACUCUGAAAAGGAGAUUUAAUACAAUAAGUUAGGAUAAUAUCUAAAAGGGAACAGUUGAUAGAUUGAUAAUGUGAUCCAUUGUUGUUAAGAGCUGUGUUGAAGUUGCGUUGUUGAUAGAUGAUCCUCUCAUCUGACCAAGAAAGUAGGAAUUCUUUACGUAUUUUGUGAAAUUCAUGAUCAGUGAUUGGCUGUAAUGUCCCUUCCCAAAUAAUUCGUUUCUAGUCGUCAGAGAUCCACCAUCUAUGUGUUAAGGAUUUUUUUUUUUUAGGUCACACACUUGCCCCCUUUUUUUAAUAUGGAUUGAAAAAGUCCAGAACUGAAAAGAGAAGAAAAAAUGUUCACUCGUGACAAGUGCAAUAUUUUAAAACAUUCCAGUCGAGUUAUUUUUUCCCCUGAUUUUUUUUUUUUUUUUUUUUUUUUUUUUUUUUUUUUUUUUUUUGGUAAUCGUUUCAGAAGUGGAGAGAGAAAGAAAAUCACCCCCCUCUCCUCCCACAUCUCCCUCCCUUUUGUGUAGAAGUUUGUGAUAGAAGCAGUACUACCCUUUGUAGUCCUAAUCACAUUUUAUUUCCUGGAAAGAAAAACAAAAAAUUAAGAUUGCAAAAGAAAAUACGCGAUUGGCGCAGUCAUCGGAAAGCUGUUUAUGCCAUUACCCGUUUAAUGGUGUUUGAAGAUCUAGAAGCUUCGCCAAUCUUUCUUUUGUGAUAAGUAGCAUCUGUGGAGAUCACAUUCGUCACAGAUUAUCAUAGAGGUCAGUGAAGUGUCCCGUAGAAUUCAUAGGUUAAAAAUAUGUUAAAACACGAUACUGUAUAUGAUGAAAGAUGAACAUAUCGUUUGAUUGCAUUUGUAAAGGAAUACUUCUUCUUUCUUUAGGAAAAAAUGCCUUUUAUGAUCGAAUAAUUUAAGAAAACAAAAGACUCGUUAAACAGUUACAAAAGAUCGCAAAAUCGGACCUCUAGAAGAAAGGAAAAGAAGAAAAAGGAAGAAGAAAAAAAAUGAGUUUUUGAUUUAGCAAAAGCUUAACAAAAAAGAGUUUGUAGUUAUGCAUUUCAGUCUUUGUUUCAUACCCGCUUCUAGGGAGGCUAAAUAAAGCUCCAUAAACCGUCUUAUAGAGCUUUAUAUACCACUUCAGCUCUUCCCUUGUAUCAUACGUCAUUAUAAACACCUUAGCUAUGCUCUUUUAGCCUCACCUUGGGUUAUCGUUGCAGGUAGCUUGUUAUUAAGCUUAUUUGCUGGACAAGGAGAACAUAUAUUAAAAAAUUGUGACUAUG